This is a messenger RNA of Phyllopteryx taeniolatus (common seadragon), 5129 nucleotides long. Its product is annotated as protein APCDD1-like. Gene Ontology annotation, molecular function: Wnt-protein binding. Gene Ontology annotation, cellular component: plasma membrane. Gene Ontology annotation, biological process: negative regulation of Wnt signaling pathway. The record is from RefSeq and is a predicted model, not a curated record. The transcript is spliced from 5 exons. Bases 161 to 1672 code for a protein of 503 amino acids. NCBI's taxonomy places the organism in Eukaryota, Metazoa, Chordata, Actinopteri, Syngnathiformes, Syngnathidae.
UUUUUUUUUUUUUUUUUUUCUAAAAAAAAGUAACAUCCAUGUUAUUGUGUUCUAGCACCUUUUUCACCUGGAAGGAAGAAGCAAACACGGACCUUGUGGGGGAAAAAAAGUAGAAAGGAGUUGAUCAAAAAAAGUGGAUCAAGUUGCUUCUGGACACGGAAUGGACCCGGCUUUACUUUUCAUCAUUUCCUCCUGUUUAGGUUUGUCGGCAUGUUUCUCUGUGGAGGAGCGGUCCCGUCACCUCUCUUUGGAGAAAACCUACGGCCGCUCGGUCAAGGAUUCCCACAUGUGCCACCACAUGUUGAAGCACCUACACGACGGGGCCCGCAUCACCGUGCAGAUGCCCCCAAACGUGGAGGGUCACUGGGUGUCCACCAGCUGCGAGGUGAGACCCGGUCCGGAGUUCCUGACGCGCUCCUAUCGCUUCCAUGCCAACAACACCUUCCAGGCCCACCAGUUCUACUACGAGGACAACCACUGCACAAGGCCCACCUACACCCUGCUGGUCCGGGGGCGCUUGCGCCUACGCCAGGCCUCCUGGAUCAUUCGGGGCGGCACCGAGGCCGAGUACCACCUCCACCGGGUCCAGAUCACGUGUCACGGGGCCGGCGUGGCCGAAGAGCUGAGUCAGAGGCUGAACCGGAGCUGCAGGGGAGCCGUCAGGGGCCCCUGGGAACCCGACGUCCCCUACGAGCUGUGGAGCGAGGAGGGAGGCUACAACUGCUCCAGGGAGCUCAACUUCGCCAUGCACGAGCUGCAGCUGCUGCGGGUAGAGAAGCAAUACACGCACCACAACCCAGAUCACCUGGUAGAGGAGCUCUUCCUCGGGGACGUCCACACGGACCCCGCGCAGAGGCUCUACUACAAGCCCUCCAGCUACCAGACGCCCCUGCAGAACGCUAAGAACCACGCGCACGGCUGCAUCGCCUGCCGCAUCAUCUACCGCUCGGACGAGUUUCAUCCGCCCAUCCUUCCGCCGCGUGCCGACCUGUCGGUGGGCCUGUACGGCCAGUGGGCGAGCCAGCGGUGCGAGGUGCGCCCGGAGGUGCUCUUCCUCACCCGCCACUUCCUGUUCCACGACAACAACCACACGUGGGAGGGUUACUACUACCAUUUCUCCGACCCAGUGUGCAAGCAUCCCACCUUCACCAUCUACGCCCGUGGACGCUACUCGCGCGGCCUGCACUCCACCCGUGUCAUGGGCGGCACCGACUUCGUCUUCAAAGUGAACCACAUGAGAGUGACACCAAUGGACUUCGCCACCACCUCGCUGCUCAACGUGUUCAGCGGCGACGAGUGCGGCGCUGAGCGCUCCUGGCAGCUGGGCGUGGAGCAGGACGUUACGGCCACCAAUGGCUGCGUGGCCCUGGGCAUCCGCCUGCCGCACACCGAGUACGAGCUCUUCCGCAUGGAGCGCGAUGCCAACGGCCGCUACCUGCUCUACAACGGCCAGCGGCCCAGCGACGGCUCCAGCCCGGACCACCCGGACAAGCGGGCCACGUCCUACCAGCUGCCCCUGGUGCGCUGCUCGGCCAGCAGCCAGGCGGCAGGACGCGACCAGGCCGGGGAUGACACGGCCCUCCGGCUCAGCAAUAGUGGCGGGGGACGCCAUAGAGCCGGUGUCACGGCGGUGCUUGUUGCGCUUGUGUUAAAAACACUGUUGUUGCGUUAGGCCCAUAAUGGAGACUUGAGAAAUGCUACAAAAGUUGCCUUAGGAGGUCAUUACUUGACCCCAAAUGGUACAAUAGUGUAGAUUGUACCUUACGGGCCACGAAAUGGACUUAAGUGGACGUACAUUGCUGGAGGGAAAAGGAGCCAUGGGCCAAAGACUUGUCCCGUAGAAAAAAACUGCACUUUAGGUGGAAAGACCCAAAGAUGGACUCCGAUGUUUAAAUGAUGUGAUACGUACACAUUUUUUAUUAUUUUUUUUUAAAGAUAAGAGGCAGGGAGCCAUAACUCACAAAACGUUUGGGAUAUUGGGUGAAGUUUCAGGAUGAACUUAAAUACACUAUAACCUUUACAGGUGAACCUAAUAUUUGACCUUCUCUAAAGUUUUUUCGUGGCCAGUCCCCGUGUGGAAUGAGGCAAUGUCAUGACAUUGUGGCAAGUAGACUAUAAGUGAUGGCACAAACCAAUGAGAGGCCCUUUCUAGUUUGACAUAGAUUGCUUCUUUCACACCACUUCAAACCUUCAAACCGGCAGGCCUCCAAAUUCAGAACUUGUUAUCCUCAAAGGAGGCCCUUAUUUUUGAGAUGCAAAUUAACUGCUGACUCUGGACCCAUAGAAACUGCUCUCCUAUGUUGUGGCAUGCGUUUGUGUAAGGGUUGCUUAGUCUCUCCAAUGUAAAGGUCAUUGCACUCCUCACUACAUAAACAACUUUGCUGAGUUUUCUUCUUGGGAUUUUGACCUUUGGGUGAAGCAACCUUUGUACAAGGGUGUUAAUGAAUUUGAAAUGCAUAGCUUGGUUGGGAGAAGAUCAGCGAGUCGUUCUGCCACUAAGCAGGUGAACAAUCAGUUGGUAUGCAGGAUGGGCAUUCACCAGCCACGCCUGGCAACAACAGCAACCCAAUUGUGACCAAGCCCAGUGGACACAUCCACCAGAGACAAAUAGGGAGACUCGACACUUGAAAAUUGUUAACUGAAAAAGCCUUUUUCUGAUUUAACACGAAACGUAUUCAACAAACAAGAGGAGUCCAGGUGCCUCAAUUCAAACUUUUCGGAGUACCAUGACCUGAAUGACUGGAAAAUCUACAGACAACUUGACCUUUCCUGAAGUUUUGAAUGUACAACCCCUAUUCCAAUGAAAUUGGGACGUUGUGUUAAACAUAAAUAAAAACAGAAUACAAUGAUUUGCAAAUCAUGUUCAACCUAUAUUUAAUUGAAUACACUACAAAGACAAGAUAUUCAAUGUUCAAACUGACAAACUUUAUUGUUUUUAGCAAAUAAUUAUUAACUUGGAAUUUUAUGGCUGCAACACGUUCCAAAUAAGCUGGGACAGGUGGCAAAGAAGACUGAGAAAGUUGAGGAAUGCUCAUCAAACACCUGUUUGGAACAUCCCACAGGUGAACUGGCUAAUUGGGAACAGGCGGGUGCCAUGAUUGGAUAUAAAAGGAGCUUCCCUGAAUUGCUCAGUCACUCACAAGCAAAGAUGGGUGAGGUUCACCUCUUUGUGAAGAAGUGCGUGAGAAAAUAGUCGAAUAGUUUAAGGACAAUGUUCCUCAACGUACAAUUGCAAGGACUUUAGGGAUUUCAUCAUUUACGUUCCAUAAUAUCAUCAAAAGGAAUCUGGAGAAAUCAGUGCAUGUAAGCGGCAAGGCCGAAAACCAACAUUGACUGCCCAUGACCUUCGAUCCCUCAGGCGGCACCGCAUCAAAAACCGACAUCAAUGUGGAAAGGACAUAACCACGUGGGCUCAGGAACACUUCAGAAAACCAAUGUCAGUAAAUACAGUUUGGCACUACAUCCGUAAGUGCAACUUGAAACUCUACAAUACAAAGCAAAACCCAUUUAUCAACAACACCCAGAAACGCCGCCGGCUUCUCUGGGCCCGAGCUCAUCUAAGACGGACUGAUGCAAAGUGGAAGUGUUCUGUGGUCUGACGAGUCUACAUUUGAAAUUGGUUUUGGAAAUUGUGGACGUCGUGUCCUCCGGGCCAAAGAGGAAAAGAACCAUCCGGACAGUUAUGGACGCAAAGUUCAAAAGCCAUCAUCUGUGAUGGUAUGGGGCUGUUAGUGCCAAUGGCAUGGGUAACUUACACAUCUGUGAAGGCAGCAUUAAUGCUGAAAGGUACAUACUUCUUAUUUCAGCAAGACAAUGCCAAACCACAUUCUGCACGGGUUACAACAGCGUGGCUUCGUAGUAAAAGAGUGCGGGUACGAGACUGGCCUGCCUGCAGUCCAGACCUGUCUCCCGGAGACCCCGAACUGUUGGACAACUGAAGCUGUACAUCAAACAAGAAUGGGAAAGAAUUCCACCUACAAAGCUUCAACAAUUAGUGUCGUCAGUUCCCAAACGUUUAUUGAAUGUUGUUAAAAGAAAAGGUGAUAUAACACAGUGGUAAACAUGACCUUGUCCCAGCUUUUUUGGAAUGUGUUGCAGCCAUAAAAUUAUAAGUUAAUGAUUAUUUGCUAAAAACAAUCAGGUUUAUCAGUUUGAACAUUAAAUAUCUUGUCUUUGUAGUGUAUUCAAUUAAGUAUAGGUUGAACAUGAUUUGCAAAUCAUUGUAUUCUGUUUUUAUUUAUGUUUAACACAAUGUCCCAACUUCAUUGGAAUUGGGGUUGUACAUGUUCAACUUUUCAGUACUUUUUGUAUAACUUGCUGUUCUCCAACAAGUAGUUCUCAGGAAAAUUUACAACACGUGUUUGAAAGGACGUCCACUUCUAUGCCUUUCUGUUAUUCUUUCAGUGGUCAUUUCCACCUGAGAACAUCCUGUUUCAAGCCUCGGAAUAGUGAGUUACUGUUGAUCAACUGUUAAGUGUCAUGAUGUCCAAAUGUGGACAUCAUGACCAAAAAUACCCUUUAAAUACCAAUUCUAAUUGAACAUGGAAAUCCAAUGGUCGAUUCAUGGAUCAAACACCUGCUGUGAGGUGUGUUUUGACGUUGGGCGUCUUUGUUAGAGAACAGCAACUUGUGCAAAAAGUAAUAACCCAUUGAACAGUUGGACAUGUGCAAUUAAAAUUGAGAAGGUAAAAUGAAGUUCACCUGUAAAGGUUCUAGUCCAUCUCAGGUUCAUCAAGAAAUUUCAGCCAAAAACUAAAUAGCCCUAUUUUUUUUGUGUAUAUUACAUACAAGGAGUAUGUGUGGAAUUUUUCCGAAAAUUGUUUUUUAGAAUUGGGCAGGCCGGUGAAAAGGUGGUUAGCAUGUACAGUUUGGAGGUUCGGAGUUCAAAUCUCAGCUGUAUGGAUAUAUAUAUAUAUUUUUUUUUUUUUUAUAUAUAACUACAUGGUGCGCCGGAUCCAAUGCUCCAGAGGGCCAUAUAUGGUCCAUGUAAGAGAUGUUGAUUUUAUUUUUAUUUUUUAAUUGUAAAGAAACACAAAAGUCAUGUUUUGUCAUAUGAAAUUGACUACAAUUGCACUUACUGUAACAUGUAUGUUUUCAAGACAGCAGGGUCAAUAAAUACUGUAAUGACA